GUCUGAGAGCGAAGCCUGAAGCAGUGAUUGGUGUAACGUUCAAAGAGAAGCCAACAAAAAGCCAUUUCCCUUUUCCUUCUGCAACAGCCUCUUCCCUCUCUCUCUCUCUCUCUCUCUCUCUCUCUCUCUCUCUCCGUUCUUCUCUUUAUCUCACCCUUUUCUCAACAAUUUUGCUUUGCUUCCCUCACUUUCCAGAGAAAAUAUAACAGAAAUCCAGAACAAAAAUGCUAUCUGGACUAAAUGGCACUGUCUGGAUGGAAGAUAAAGAAGCACGAGACUCCAACACAAACAACAACAUUAACAAUAGCUGUGUUGUGAUGGAGAGCAAGCAAGAGAUGGGUUCGAUUUCUAACUUCAAAUCCAUGCUCGAUGUAGAAGACGACUGGUACGUCACUAAUACUACUAUCCAUAAUCAUCAUGAUACUAUCAGAGACAUCACAUUUUCACCAAAUCUUGCUGAGCCAGAUAAUCUCUUUCUUCACUCUGUGGAUUCCUCCUCUUCUUGCUCACCAACCUCCUCUGUUUUCAAUAAUCUAGACCCUUCUCACGUGCACUACUUUAUGCACUCGAAGCCUACCUUAUCUUCGCUCCUUAACGUUGUCUCUAACAACCCUUUAGAGCAUGGCUUUGAUUUGGGCGAAAUUGGGUUCCUUGAGAACCAGGCAACUGCUCCUACAACAACAACAAACGCCUCGCCUUUGCUAAACAGGGGAGCUGGGGUCUUAGGCAGCUACAUUGAUUUUAGCUCAAAUAAUCAAAUUAGCACUUCUAAUUUAUGCUCCGAUCUUCCCUUUCCAACUACCUGCAUGCUCCAAUUGCCCGAAAAUGGUCCAGGGUUAACAGGAUUUAGGGGUUCUGAUGAGAGCUCAGGGAAUACGCUAUUUUUGAAUAGGUCCAAGUUGUUGAGGCCUCUUGAAACCUUUCCUUCAAUGGGUGCACAGCCUACUUUGUUUCAAAAGAGAGCAGCUUUGAGGAAGAAUUUGGGGGAUUUGAGUGGGAUUGAGAUUGAUAAAGGAAAGAGAGAAUUGACUCAGUUGGGCAAAGAGAAUGAAAAGAAGAGAAAAAUGGGUAACGUGGAUGACAUUGUGGAGGAUGUAAGCAUUGAUGGGUCGGGUUUAAAUUAUGAUUCUGAUGAGUUAACGGAGAAUACUAAAAUGGAGGAGAUUGGUAAAAAUGGAGGGAAUAGCUCAAAUGCAAAUAGCAGUGUCACUGGCGGUGGUGUUGGGGAUCAGAAGGGAAAGAAGAAGGGGCUUCCUGCUAAGAAUUUGAUGGCAGAAAGGAGGCGCCGGAAGAAGCUCAAUGAUAGGCUAUACAUGCUAAGGUCUGUAGUUCCAAAGAUAAGCAAGAUGGAUAGGGCAUCAAUCCUUGGGGAUGCAAUUGAGUACUUGAAGGAACUUCUGCAAAGGAUCAACGACCUCCAUAAUGAAUUGGAGUCAACUCCUCCAGGCUCUUCUUUGACGCCUACAAGUUUUCACCCUUUGACACCCACUCCAUCAACCCUGUCCAGUCGUAUCAAGGAUAAACUCUACCCCAGCCCAUUGCCAAGUCCAAAUGGUCAACCAGCAAGGGUUGAAGUAAGAGUGAGAGAAGGAAGAGCUGUAAACAUUCACAUGUUUUGUGGCCGCAGACCUGGUCUCCUGCUCUCCACCAUGAGGGCCUUGGAUAACCUUGGCAUAGAUAUCGAGCAAGCUGUCAUCAGUUGUUUCAAUGGUUUCGCCAUGGAUAUCUUCCAAGCUGAGCAAAAAGGGCAGGACGUGCAUCCUGAGCAAAUUAGAGCAGUACUCCUGGAUUCAGCAGGCUUCCAUGGAAUGAUAUAGCGGUCUUGCAGAACUUGGAACUAUAAUUUUCUUUCAACAAAGAAAAGGUCAUGCAGUAGUUAUUUCUUUCAUGCCAAGAGGUCAUUUGUAAUACCAACUAAAUAUAGCAAUUUGCUACCAAGAAUUCUUUGGAAGAAUCAGAAUUCUGUAAUUUUCCGUGUUUCAAUCUUUUAAGUGAAAAGCCCUUAAUUCUGCUGGUAAAA
Molecule: messenger RNA, 2020 nt
Organism: Hevea brasiliensis (rubber tree)
Lineage: Eukaryota; Viridiplantae; Streptophyta; Magnoliopsida; Malpighiales; Euphorbiaceae
Product: transcription factor ICE1
Exons: 4
Coding region: 225-1817 (530 amino acids)
Biological process (GO): regulation of DNA-templated transcription
Cellular component (GO): nucleus
Molecular function (GO): protein dimerization activity; sequence-specific DNA binding; DNA-binding transcription factor activity
Source: RefSeq, a predicted model, not a curated record